AUUUUUGAUAUUUUCGGAAAUUAACAUCUGCGACUGUUGGACCAGAAAAAGGGACGAUUUGCCCAACCAAAAGCUUUUUGUUUUUAGAGAGAGAAAAUACAACACCACUCUUCUUCUUCCUCCCAAAGAAAACCCUAAUUUCUCUCUCUUUCUCUCUCUAAGAUCGGCCAUGGCAAAAGACCGUGAGAGCUUCGUCUACGUUGCAAAGCUCGCUGAGCAGGCUGAACGUUACGAUGAGAUGGUGGAUGCAAUGAAGAAGGUUGCAAAGCUCGAUCUUGAAUUGACAGUUGAAGAACGUAACUUGCUUUCUGUUGGAUACAAGAAUGUUGUUGGUUCUAGAAGAGCAUCAUGGAGGAUCCUAUCAUCAAUAGAGCAAAAAGAAGAAGCAAAAGGAAAUGAGGUACACGCAAAGCGGAUAAAGGAGUAUCGGCAGAAGGUUGAAUCAGAGCUGUCGAGCAUUUGUAGUGAUAUCAUGAAUGUGAUUGAUGAGCAUCUCAUUCCAUCAGCUACGGCCGGUGAAUCAACGGUCUUCUAUUACAAGAUGAAAGGUGAUUAUUAUCGUUAUCUUGCAGAGUUCAAGUUUGGCGACGAAAAAAAAGAGGCUGCUGAGCAAUCCAGGAAAGCAUAUGAGACUGCUACAACUACUGCAGAGGCUGAAUUGCCUCCUACUCAUCCCAUUCGGUUGGGUUUGGCUUUGAACUUCUCAGUCUUCUACUAUGAGAUCCUGAAUUCACCUGAGCGGGCCUGUCAUCUUGCAAAACAAGCUUUUGAUGAAGCAAUCUCAGAACUUGACACACUGAACGAGGAAUCCUACAAAGAUAGUACAUUAAUUAUGCAGCUUCUUAGGGACAACCUCACCUUGUGGACUUCUGACAUCCCAGAGGAUGCGGAAGAUGUCCAAAAGAUUAAUGGCACAUCGAAGGCUGCUGGGGAGGAUGCUGAGUGAUAGCAUCUGUUGACUGGCUUGCUAUAUCUAUGAUGGACAGAAGAGUACUGCUUCUCACCCUUGGUGUUUAGCUAUUCUAGAUCAUUGUUUUCUGAUUUUUCGUUUUCUUCUUGGGGUCCUAUAUUAUGUGUGGUUUAUAAAUAGCUUCAUAUGUACACUUGGUUGGUUUGAUCUGCAUUCCCCCUCGCUUUUCCUUGUUCCUGUUGGAUGGAGUGUAGAAGAUUGACCCAAUUGCUCAGGGUGAUUUUCUUGUUUUUAUGAAAAUGCCGUAGACUAGACGAAGGCUUAUAUUAUUUGGCUCACCACUAGAAUCAGUAUGAUGCAUGUUUACAUUUCUUUUUAGAUCGAAUCGUGCUCGCUUCUCUCUCCUUUUCAUUUGAACAAAGUUAAAUCUUGCUUCCCAAGAAUGUUUGUACUGAAUACCUAUCAUAUUAUGAAUGGCGAGAGCCAAGACUUAUGAUA
Morus notabilis is the source of this 1408-nucleotide messenger RNA. Its product is annotated as 14-3-3-like protein D. Gene Ontology annotation, cellular component: cytoplasm. The transcript has 7 exons. NCBI's taxonomy places the organism in Eukaryota, Viridiplantae, Streptophyta, Magnoliopsida, Rosales, Moraceae. The record is from RefSeq and is a predicted model, not a curated record. Gene Ontology annotation, biological process: signal transduction. The coding region runs from base 170 to 946 and encodes 258 amino acids.